AUGUCAACAACUACCGACCAAGAGCUUUCCUACGAGCUCGUGUCCAAAGGAAAACCUCAAACAUACUGCAUCACAAGGCCCGGCUCUCAGGAAAACUCAGCAUACUACAUCGAGACUCAUGAGACUUUCUCAAAGCACAAAUUCGACCUUAUACUUCACCAAGGACACUCCAAAGUCGAAGAAGUCCUAGGUGUUGCGAAAAUGCACCGUCGAGGUUUUACUAUCGGGGUUGGCAAUCCAGCUGGAGAGAUAGAAGGCAACGAGAUGAUAUGGGAAAGAUUGGAGCGACCCGAAAAAUAUAGCCACAAGGUGUACUAUUUCGACUUCGGAACCGGGGCAACGAGAACGACAUAUACAUGGCGGAAAUCGUAUCGCUCACUAGGAAGACUGAAAACCAUGGAACUUCGUGUCGGAGGCGUUGAUGAAGAAAAUGGGCGGCUCUUAGCGACGUGGAUAGGAAGCAAUACUUGGAAGAUGAAGGAUGGCAGCUUGUUUAUCGCAUCGACUGUAAAUGCCGGCCAAGAUCCUGACUCACCCGGCGAUGAAGAGACCACGAAGUGGGAGUUGAUGGUUUGUUUGACUACAAUUGCUAUUAUUGAGAGUCAGGUGAGAAGGAGUAAGGGGUAA
Penicillium antarcticum is the source of this 627-nucleotide messenger RNA. RefSeq lists its product as uncharacterized. NCBI's taxonomy places the organism in Eukaryota, Fungi, Ascomycota, Eurotiomycetes, Eurotiales, Aspergillaceae. The transcript has a single exon. The record is from RefSeq and is a predicted model, not a curated record. Bases 1 to 627 code for a protein of 208 amino acids.